This is a messenger RNA of Pyrgilauda ruficollis (rufous-necked snowfinch), 790 nucleotides long. RefSeq names its product general transcription factor IIH subunit 4 (gene GTF2H4). Gene Ontology annotation, cellular component: transcription factor TFIIH core complex; transcription factor TFIIH holo complex. The annotation marks the transcript as partial. Gene Ontology annotation, molecular function: double-stranded DNA binding; ATPase activator activity. The record is from RefSeq and is a predicted model, not a curated record. Lineage: Eukaryota; Metazoa; Chordata; Aves; Passeriformes; Passeridae. Gene Ontology annotation, biological process: nucleotide-excision repair. The transcript has 8 exons.
GGAGCAGCAGCAGAGCCAGGAGGUGCUGCUGGAGCUGCGCCUGUGGCACCCCCACACCCUCCCGGGGGGGCUCCCGGGGGUCGCCCUGCACCCCAACUUCCGACAGAACCUGCGCGUGGCCCUGCUGGGGGGGGGCAAGGCCUGGUCGGACGACACGGCCCCGCUGGGCCCGGACCGGCACGCCCGCGACGUGCCCGCGCUGGACAAGUACGCCGAGGAGCGCUGGGAGGUGGUUUUGCACUUUAUGGUUGGGUCCCCGAGCGCGGCCGUCAGCCAGGACCUGGCGCAGCUGCUGGUGCAGGCCGGGCUCAUGAAGAGCGAGGGGGGGGAGCCCCCCUGCAUCACCUCGGCCGGGUUCCGGACACUGGGGACAGCCUUGUCAUCCUACUCGGAGCUGCAGGUGGCCCUCAUCGCGCUCUUCUCGGAGCUGCUCUAUCGCUUCCCCAACCUGGUGGUGGCACAGGUGACAAGGGACAGCGUGCAGGCGGCCAUCGCCAACGGCAUCACCGCCGAGCAGAUCAUUCACUUCCUGCGCACCCGCGCCCACCCCGUGAUGGCCCAACAGAGCCCGGUGCUGCCCCCGACCAUCACGGACCAGAUCCGGCUCUGGGAGCUCGAGCGGGACCGGCUGCGCUUCUCGGAGGGUGUGCUGUACAACCAGUUCCUGUCCCAGGUGGAUUUCGAGGUGCUGCGGGACCACGCCCGCGCCCUGGGCGUGCUGGUGUUCGAGAACCCCGCGCGGCGCCUGAUGGUCGUCACCCCCGCCGGCCACCCCGACGUCAAACGCUUC